AUGAAGUUUCUCACUGCGCUCGCGCUGGGCGCCGCAGCUGCCCAGACGACAUUAGCUGCUGUGCUUCCUACUCAGCAGGAGCCCCUGAUCCAUGAGGAUUCCUCGCACGAUGGACCGGCUACGCACUCAAACUCCGAGAAAUACCUGAUCGAGUUGGCGCCCUAUCAGACACGAUGGGUGACGGAAGAGGAGAAGUGGGAUCUGAAGUUGGAUGGCGUCAACUUCCUUGAUAUCACCGAUGAAGCCAAGAGCGGAAGCUACCCCAAGUUCUUCAGGGCCAAUGCGGUUCAGUAUCCCUCCAAGAUGGCCCAGACUGAGGCCAUCAAGCUGCUGGCGAAACAGUUGUCCAAGGACAACAUGAGGAAGAACCUGGAGCACUUCACCUCCUUUCAUACCCGAUACUACAAGUCGGAAUACGGUGUCCAGUCCGCAACAUGGCUGUACGGACAGGUCCAAGACAUCGUCAACGAGUCGGGAGCCGCUGAGUAUGGCGCAACGGUGGAGAAGUUUGACCACCCGUGGGGCCAAUUCAGCAUCAUUGCCCGCAUCCCUGGCCAGACCAACAAGACGAUCGUUCUCGGCGCUCACCAGGACAGCAUCAACCUGUUCCUCCCGUCGAUUCUGCCAGCCCCCGGCGCGGAUGACGAUGGGAGUGGAACGGUGACGAUCCUGGAAGUCUUGCGUACCCUGCUGCAGUCAGGGGAGAUCGCCCGUGGAAACGCGACUAACACGGUUGAGUUCCAUUGGUACUCCGCCGAAGAAGGUGGUCUGCUCGGCUCGCAGGCCAUUUUCUCCAACCACAGGAAGCAUGACAGGGACGUCAAAGCCAUGCUUCAACAGGACAUGACUGGUUACGUUCAAGGCUCGCUGGAUGCCGGACACGAGGAGUCGGUCGGGGUUAUUGUUGACUACGUCGACAAGCCUUUGACCGAGUUUAUCAAAGAUGUCAUCACGGAGUACUGUGAUAUUCCAUAUGUGGAAACUAAGUGCGGCUAUGCCUGCUCCGACCACGCCUCCGCAAGCCGAUACGGCUACCCAUCGGCGUUUGUCAUUGAAUCCGAGUUCCAGAACAGCGACAAGAAGAUCCACUCGACGGAAGACCUGAUCAAAUACCUGAGCUUCGAUCACAUGCUGCAGCACGCCAAAAUGAGCCUUGCCUUUGCGUAUGAGCUUGCUUUCGCCCCGUUUUGA
Messenger RNA from Rasamsonia emersonii CBS 393.64, 1191 nucleotides. RefSeq names its product Leucine aminopeptidase 1 Precursor. Gene Ontology annotation, biological process: proteolysis. Lineage: Eukaryota; Fungi; Ascomycota; Eurotiomycetes; Eurotiales; Trichocomaceae. Gene Ontology annotation, molecular function: metalloexopeptidase activity. The transcript is spliced from 3 exons. The record is from RefSeq and is a predicted model, not a curated record. Bases 1 to 1191 code for a protein of 396 amino acids.